Messenger RNA from Lytechinus pictus (painted urchin), 1683 nucleotides. RefSeq names its product trafficking protein particle complex subunit 1-like. The record is from RefSeq and is a predicted model, not a curated record. Gene Ontology annotation, biological process: endoplasmic reticulum to Golgi vesicle-mediated transport. The transcript has 5 exons. Gene Ontology annotation, cellular component: TRAPP complex. The coding region runs from base 134 to 571 and encodes 145 amino acids. NCBI's taxonomy places the organism in Eukaryota, Metazoa, Echinodermata, Echinoidea, Temnopleuroida, Toxopneustidae.
AAAUUGGCAAUGUCAUAUUCUGCUGAUUCUAUGUGCUCAUAGAUCAUAGAUCAUUUGCACUGUAAACUUGUCUUCGAGAUUUUGAUUGACGUCAUAUUUAGUGUUUUCUAGCCUUCAGGGAAAGCUUUUAAAGAUGACGAUCUAUAACCUGUACAUAUUUGAUCGGUUUGGGACCUGUUUAUUUUACCAAGAAUGGAACAGAUCCAAGCAGUCGGGAAUGUCAAAAGAUGAGGAGUAUAAGCUGAUGUAUGGUCUAAUAUUUUCUAUCAAGUCCUUUAUCAGCAGAAUAUCACCGAUGGAUUUCAAAGAUGGCUUUCUAAACUACUGUACUAACAGCUACAAGCUUCACUUCUUCGAGACGCCGAGCGGGCUCAAGUUCAUUCUCAACUCAAGCCUGAACGUUGGACCUAUGAGAGAAAUCCUCCAACAUUUAUAUAGUGCAAUCUAUGUAGACCUGAUCGUUAGGAAUCCAUUAUGCCCACUCAACAAACCCAUUGAGAGCAUGCUAUUCAAGACCAAGCUGGAUGCGUAUAUACGAGGCUUGCCCGCGUUCACUGCGGACAUUGAAUGAACUCUGACCGCUGAAGGAGGUCAGUCGCCUUGUGAACUGUUAUCUGAAGAGCGUUUCAUCAACAUUUGUCGUCUGAAAGACAAGUUGUUAGAUCUGAAAACUCUCCUUGAUUUUGACUGGUUGACUGAGAAGCACUGCUACUAUGGUAAUUGUAGGAUGAAACAAGACUUGUCACGAAAAAACUUCCGACAAGUUCUUUCCUGAAACCCUUUUUAAGAUGUAGACUCAACAUUCCAAAUGUACAUCGUACCAGGGCGAUCUAUCAUGAAGACUGCUGAAGAGGUUGUCAGGAUUGUGGCUCAGACUAAGAUUAAUUUUUCGUUUCUUUCUAAAUCAAGAAAUUACUUGUGCUUGUAUUUGAACGACCUCAUUUCAUAGCUUCCUUUAAAUAUGAAGAAAUAAAAGUGCAAUGUUUUUUUUUUACAAUAGGCAGGUUUAUAGCUCACUGCAUACCUAACAAUGAAUCUGCAAGCUAAUUAGGGAAUAUAAUUUAUUAUACUUGUUGCAAUCCAGAUUGGAGAAGACCAACAUGAAAUUCUUGUUACAUAUUUUUAAAGCAUUUUUAUAUUGUAAUAAUCAUAAAUACAUUUACAUGUACAUGUAUUGUGCUAUUGUGGUUAGAAAUCUUCUCUCCCACCUUACUAAAGACAGUUCAGGGGCAAGUUCCAGAAAGGGUUGCAUUAAUAUGCAAUUCAAAAAAUCAAGCGCAGGUCCUCAAUAUGCAUGUUUCAUUGGUUGAAAUCAAGUUGCGAUUUAUUUCUUUUUAGUUGGGUUUGGCCGCGUCUCUUUCUGCAACAGGCCUCAGGUAACACAAAGGUUUGCAAUUAAUCGUAAUGCUUGAUUUUCAAGAUUAAUUGUACAUUGUAGUAAAUGGAAUCAAUCGUAGAAAAAUGUUCUACAUCAUUGCUAAGCUUUGUGUUACGGGCCCCAAAAGUGAUUUUGCCCAAUUUAUUUUGUUGUUUUGUUCUUAUUAUUGGUAUGAUUUACACAUAAAUAUUUUCAUAUUUGAUAUCACUUAUCAGAUUGUAGAGUACAGCUCAAAACUGAAAAUAUAUUCAAGUUGUUCCAUCAUAUAUAUAGAUGUAAAUAAUAAAGAUAAUGUGUAUGAUAUA